AUGGGUGUUCUGACACUGGUUCAUAUCCUUAUCAGCUUUGCUGCUUGUGCUGAAGCUCUAAGGAGGGCAGACUUCCCUCAAGGUUUUGUCUUUGGCACUGCUUCUUCAGCUUACAAGUAUGAAGGCGCUGUCAACGAGGGUCAACGUGGACCUACAAUAUGGGAUACUCUUGAGACAACCCGCAAUGCAGAUAUUGCCGUUGAUCACUACCAUCGUUAUAAGCACUCGAUACUAUGUAGUUUAUCAUUUUUCUUGCUAGAUGGUACUGGUGAUCCUAAUGAAGAAGGAUUGAAUUACUAUAACAGCCUCAUAGAUGUUCUAUUAGACAAAGGUAUACAACCAUAUGUAACACUCUUUCACUGGGACCUUCCGCAAGCACUAGAAGACAGAUACGGUGGAUGGUUAAACUCCCAAAUCGUGGAUGAUUUCGUUCACUAUGCCUCUACUUGCUUCACGGAAUUUGGAGAUAGAGUGAAACACUGGAUCACUUUCAUUGAGCCCCAUAAUUUUGCGAUUGAUGGCUAUGACUUUGGCAUCCAGGCACCUGGGAGGUGUUCUAUUCUGUCUCAUAUAUUCUGUAGGGAGGGAAAGUCAUCAACUGAACCGUAUGUUGUAGCUCACAACAUACUCAUAGCGCAUGCUGGUGCUUUUCAUUCUUAUAAGCAGCAAUUCAAGAAAGAACAAGGAGGUAUCAUCGGCAUUGCACUUGAUUCAAAGUGGUUCCUGGAUCCCUUAAUGUUUGGCCACUAUCCUCCUAUGCAGAAACUUGCGGGCGAUAGGCUGCCUCAGUUUUCAACUCAGGCUUCGAAGUUAGUAUCAGGCUCACUGGAUUUUGUGGGCAUAAACCACUAUACCACAUUGUAUGUUAGGAACGACAGAAUGCGGAUCAGGAAACUUGUAAUGAAUGAUGCUUCAACUGAUUCUGCGAUCAUACCUACUGCUUAUAGACAUGGAAAGAAAAUAGGAGAAACGGCAGCGUCUGGAUGGCUGCACAUAGUACCCUGGGGCAUGUUCAAGCUGAUGAAGUACAUCAAAGAAAUGUAUGGAAAUCCACCUGUGAUCAUUACUGAAAACGGAAGGAAGGCUGCAACGUCCACGGUUACUUCGUAUGGUCACUGCUCGAUAACUGGGAGUGGAACUUUUGUGUACACGGUGCGGUUUGGACUCUACUACAUUGACUACAACAACAACCUGACAAAGAUACCCAAGGCGUCAGUGGAAUGGUUCAGGCAGGUCUUGGCCCAGAAGACGGCUAAUUUGGAGUAUAGUGGUUCGACAGUAGCCAUUAGUUAA
This is a messenger RNA of Miscanthus lutarioriparius, 1293 nucleotides long. NCBI's taxonomy places the organism in Eukaryota, Viridiplantae, Streptophyta, Magnoliopsida, Poales, Poaceae. The record is from the annotation of a GenBank genome assembly.